AUGGCAAGCUUGAAGGCGCAAGAUGGCGCCAUCGACCAUCGCCCGGAGCCCAAGGACUUGACGCAUCACUUAAGCAGAGCGACUCGCACCCGACAAGCCAGCUCCAUCAAGCAGUUCUACAAGUACUUCGCCAUUCCUGGCAUUGGACAGCUUGCGGGAGGUUUACCCAACAAUUACUACUUCCCCUUCGAUACGCUCGAAGCGAAGGUUGCUAAGCCAGAACGAUGGCAACCAACGCCCAACAAGCCCGUCGACCCACCACCAAGUGAAGAUGAUGUCGCGAAGAGGGUGUCGAAGCUGGGCGUCGGCGCAACCCAGAGUCCGUUGAACCAACCUCAAGGCACUGUCUACGUCCCGCAUACCAGCCAGCAGAAGAAUCCGAUCAAGAAGAUCGAUCUGAGCACUGCGCUUCAGUAUGGCACCGCUCAAGGCUACCCGCCGCUCUACUACUUCAUCCGCGAGUUUACGCGCGACCACAUGCACCCCAACUGUCCAUACAACGGCGGACCGGAGGUUAUCUUGACAUGCGGCAAUACGGAUGGCUUCUCCAAGGUGCUCCAAGCCUUGUCGAACGAGUGGUCGGAGGAGAAGGACUGGAUCAGGGAUCGUGAAGGUCUCCUGGUGGAAGAGUUCUGCUACAUGAAUGCCGUGCAAGCUGCCAGGCCUAGAGGCUUGAACAUCGUUCCCGUCAAGAUUGAUGAUGAGGGUAUGAAGGCUGAUGGCCCAGGAGGGCUGAGGGACGUCUUGGAGAAGUGGGAUACGAAGAAGGGCAAGCGGCCGCACUUGAUGUACAUGGUCACCAUGGGUCAGAACCCUACGUCUGGCGUGCUCUCUCUGCAACGCCGCCGCGACAUCAUCGCGCUUUGCAACCAGUACGAUAUCAUCAUUGUCGAAGAUGACCCGUACUGGUACCUCCAGUUCCCGACCUCCACCGCUAGCAGCGGCUACGCCUUCCUCGACAGUCUUGUCCCUUCCUUUAUCAACGUUGACACCGAAGGCCGCGUCAUUCGCCUCGACACUUUCUCCAAGACCGUCGCACCAGGGUGCAGACUCGGUUGGAUCUCCGCCCAGCCUGCGCUCGUGGAGCGGAUCUUACGUAUUACCGAGACGAGCACGCAGCAGCCUUCGGGUUUCGUGCAGAGCAUGAUCGCCGAGCUCAUCCUCGGGCCCGAUCAGAGCGGUCUGGCUUCGGACAAGAAGCCUUCGAAAGGCAGUAAAGGCGGUCCGCUCAACGGCGAUGGCUGGAAAGCUGAUGGCUGGGUCCGCUGGCUUGAGGGGCUGCGCGGCAACUAUGAACGUCGCAUGCAGAAGAUGUGCCACAUCCUCGACGACGGCCGUUUCCUCGUGAAGUCCGGCCGUCGCAAUAGCCUUUCCGAAGAAGCAGAUGAAUGGUCCGUUGUUGAGAAGACACAAAUCUAUUCCUUCGACUGGCCAAUCGGCGGCAUGUUUAUCUGGCUGAAGGUCCACUUUGAUAAUCACCCACUGUACGCCACAUACGCCAAGGCCAACGAACUGGAGCGGCUCGCGCGCGCACUUUGGAUCCUCUGGACAACCAAGCCGUUCUUGGUGUUGGUCUCGCCGGGAACGAUCUUCAGUCCGACACCCGAAAUCAGGGAGAAGGAGGGGUGGAAGUACUUCAGACUCUGCUUUGCGGCCAUCAACGAGGAGGAGCUGGAGCCGACGAGCAAGAGGUUGGCGGAUGGUGUGACUGCUUUCUUCAAGAUAAAGGAGAAGAGCAAGAUCGAGGAGCUGUUGAAGGAUGACGAGACUGCGGUGGCGAGUCAGGACGGUUUGGCCCAGUUGGCACAAAUGAUCGGGCCGUGCUGA
Baudoinia panamericana UAMH 10762 is the source of this 1827-nucleotide messenger RNA. RefSeq lists its product as uncharacterized. NCBI's taxonomy places the organism in Eukaryota, Fungi, Ascomycota, Dothideomycetes, Mycosphaerellales, Teratosphaeriaceae. Gene Ontology annotation, molecular function: transaminase activity; pyridoxal phosphate binding. Gene Ontology annotation, biological process: biosynthetic process. The record is from RefSeq and is a predicted model, not a curated record. Bases 1 to 1827 code for a protein of 608 amino acids. The transcript is spliced from 3 exons.